AUGACUACUGCGCCUACCAUGCCUUCAAAGGCUCGUAGCACCGACGAUGUUCACGUUCGACCUAAAGGUAUCCUGAAGAAUAGUAACUCUUUCCAACUUGCUCCCGUGUCUGCGCCCGUGGCUGCAGCGCGGCCGAGCAUUUCCCCUCUGACUGAAACUGGCGACACCAAGGAGUUGACACUCCAAAACACCUUGGUCAAUGCGGGCCGGCGACGAUCAUCCUCCACGCGACCGGGCUCUGAGUUGCGUCGGCAAUCACACGCGAGUCAGCAUGAUGAGAAUGAGCCACGCUUGAAAUGGGACGAGGCGAAUCUCUAUCUGACAGAGCAGGAACGCACAGCGAAGAUGAAGAUCGAUGAACCAAAGACUCCGUAUGCGCCGCACUACGAUCCAGCCGAGGAUGAAGAGGAGAUUCAGCUCGAGGAGGCCCAGGAACGCCUGAUCGACGCGCAAGACGUGGUGGUUGAUGAACUCGACAAGACCACUCGCGGGGGCCACCACAAGAAGGGCGUGUCCGAGGACGACAUUCCAGACCUGGAGCUUGGCGAGGCGGAAGAGAACCCCGUUGCUGAAGAGGGCCCUGCUCAGAGGAUCUAUCGCGAGCGCAGCAUGAGCACCGAGUCACACAAGAGCGACAAACAUGUUGUGGUGGAGCCAGAGUCCAACGGGGAUGUGGGUGCGACCGAGAACGAUCUCAUCACCACCGAGGAAGCAAAGGAGAAGCACCGCCAGUUUGAGGAACAUCGAAAGAAGCACUACGAGAUGCGGAAUAUCAAGGAACUUCUUGCGCAUCCCGAGGAACUUGAUGAGGAUGAGAUGGACGAGGAGGAGGAUACAACCGGUCCUGGUCCUGCGCCCGCCAUGCCCGGUAUUCCUGAGCAGUUCCGGAGUAGUGGGCAAUAA
Messenger RNA from Penicillium oxalicum, 903 nucleotides. Its product is annotated as PP1-complex regulatory subunit GLC8. The record is from RefSeq and is a predicted model, not a curated record. Gene Ontology annotation, biological process: regulation of signal transduction. Bases 1 to 903 code for a protein of 300 amino acids. Gene Ontology annotation, molecular function: protein phosphatase inhibitor activity. Lineage: Eukaryota; Fungi; Ascomycota; Eurotiomycetes; Eurotiales; Aspergillaceae. The transcript is spliced from 3 exons.